CCCAAUUUUAUUUCACGCCUCUCACUCUCUCUCUCACUACUCACUACUCAAAUUCAAAUAUUUUGCUCUUCGAAGGUCAAAAUUUGCUGUUGUUGAAAGGAUCAAAAUUUGAAGGUCAAAAAAUUGUGCUGAAGAUCGAAGAUCCGAUUUUGAAGGUUAAAAAAUUUACUGAAAAUCAAAGGUCAAAAAAUUUAAGGAUAAUCAAUGGCAUCAAAAGGUCUUGGUAAAGGACGAUAUAAGAAAGGUAAGAAAGGGACUGAUAAUCUUCUCGCAGGUCAAUAUACACCACCACCACCAACUGUUACCACAACUUUUCAACAAGCUACUACAAAUAUUCUUCCUCCUCCAAGGGAAAAUAUUUCACUACCAAAUACAUUUUUCAUGCCCCCACCGGCCCACCAGUUCCAGCCCUUUUCUCCCCACACUAGUCUGCAUAGUAGCUCUUCAUCUGUACCUUCAACAUCAUCCACACCUAGUCUUUUUGGAUUGAGAAUUGAAGGUGCUAGCACAUCAACAUCGCCAUUCAUUGAUAGUGAUACAGCGUCUAAUGCUACAGCAGCUACUUCCCAGUUUCCAAAAUUUAAAGAGGUAGUAGAAUAUGAAGACAACGACAGACUAAUUAUCUCUCCUGAUGGUGGUAAUGGGUUCAUUCCCGCAUCUAGCGGUGGACAUAUGACUAUAGAAGCAAUUAAACCAUUUUACACGCAGCCGUGGGGUAGUUGGAAUGAGAUUAAAAACAACGUCAGAGUUCUUAUGUGGAACCAGUUUGUGACAAAGUGUGCAUGGAAUUCUUGUUAUGAAAAUGAAAUACAACGCAUUUUCAAGUUCAAAGCAGCUCUACGGAUCAAAGAACACUUCUAUGAGGCUCGGAGGAGCUUGAAAAAACCUGGUUGGCUGAAUGCUGAUGUGUGGGUCAAGUUCUUGGAAAAAUGGGAUACUCUUGAAUUUAGGGCGAGGAGGGAAUGGACAAAGGCAAAUAGAGCGUCUCAAAUGGGUGACUCAUUGCACACAGGAGGUUCGAUGAGUUUCGCUACCCACCGACGAAGACUGGCCUACAGCUUCCAUGACCUUGUCCAGCAUUCUUGGGGAGUAAGCAAAGAUAGCUCACGGAAAGUGAACGAUAAAGGGAAGCAUUUUGGUCAUACAAGGAAUAUGAAAAUGGGGGGAAAAAGCACCCUUUUCUUGAGGUCUACGAAGAGACGCAUAGAAAGAAAAACAAGGACGGUACAAGAGGAGAUUGGGUCGAACUGCGUGCUAGGAUUGCAUAUGAAGAAUUUCAAGAAAACUUAGAAGAGUGGCGGAAAACCCAACCUACUUCAGAGGAUGGUACCAUGGUCCAACCAUCAUCUGCAGAGCUGAAUAAUAUGUGGACGACUGUGAUAGGUGGUCCAAAGAACGGUAGAACCUACGGGACAGGGGAUCUCCAAUCUUCGAGUACUCCUUCGUUGUUUCCCAGUUCCUCCUCUACUUUGCAAACUAUGGAAGAAAUGGAAGCGAUGAAAAAGCAAAUUGUGGAGUUGACGCAGAAAUGUGCAGCUAAUGAUGCUAGGUUUGCUAAAUUUGAUAAAUUGGAGGAGUUGGUUAAGAAGCACAUGCCGCAAAUAUUUCGAGACGAGGAAGAUAAUGAAUCUGAUGAUAAUUAGAUUGUAGUUAUUGUUCUUGUUUUUGGUUGUGACAUUUACAUGUUUAAACUAUUUGAUUUGAUGUUUAUUUUGAAUGGUUUAAAA
Molecule: messenger RNA, 1727 nt
Organism: Capsicum annuum
Lineage: Eukaryota; Viridiplantae; Streptophyta; Magnoliopsida; Solanales; Solanaceae
Exons: 7
Coding region: 205-1290 (361 amino acids)
Source: RefSeq, a predicted model, not a curated record